GGUGUGGAGAAGGGGUGGGGGGAGAGAAAGAGCAAAAGCCCAGGCUCAGUUUUAGAGCCUGGGAACCGUGUCUACAAACAUGACAGCUAGAGCUUUCUGGCUCCUCUGUUUGAUCGUUGGAUCUUCUCCCGAAGCCCCAGUGGCGGAGAGAAAAGCCUCGCCGCCACACAGCCGGAAGCCCGACCCCGGCGGAGGCCCGAGUGCGGAGAUGCCUGGGCCCCGGGCGCUGCCAGUCCCCGAGGCCCCGCGGCGGCCGCGCACGGCCGAAGCCGCUCCCCGUGCCUGGUCAGACCUGAGGCGCCGGAAGCCCCCGCCGCCCGCGGAGAACCGGGCGGGCUUCCGGGAAGCCGCGCGCGCACCCGCCGGCCCGCCGAGCCCGCGCCUGGCGCAAGCGGAGAACCGCGCGUCACCGCGCCGCCAGCCGGCACUGGGGGAUUCCCCGCGGCGCGCGCGCGCCCGGGCCCCGCGCCUCCCGGCAGUGCGGCCUUCCGCGCGCGCCGCCGAGAUCCCCGCCGGCCCCGCCCACCCCAACCGGCCGCGCGCCGCCGCGCCGCCCCCGGAACCCGCGCCCGCGCCGCCGCCGCACCUCGGCGCGCUGCAGGGGGAGGACGCCGAGCCCGGCGCCGAGCCCUGUGCGCGCGCCUGCAGGGCGGACUUGGACGAGCGCGAGUCCUACUGCGCCAGCGAGUUCGCAUUGAACGGAAUCGUGCAUGAUGUAGACGUCCUCGGCACAGGGAUCCGGCUGGUGACUCUCCUGGUGGACCGAGACGGGCUGUACAAGAUGAACCGCCUGUACAUCACUCCGGACGGGUUUUUCUUCCGAGUCCACAUACUAGCCCUAGACUCCUCUAGUUGCAAUAAGCCAUGUCCAGAGUUUAAGCCAGGCAGCAGAUAUAUUGUGAUGGGCCACAUCUACCAUAAGAGAAGGCAGCUUCCUACAGCUCUGCUUCAGAUCCUGAGAGGGCGCCUUCGCCCAGGAGAUGGACUACUCAGGAGCAGCAGCAGCUACGUGAAAAGAUUUAACCGAAAAAGGGAUGGACAGGUGCAAGGGGCAAUUCACGCCCAGUGCAUCUGAAACACACCAGCUGGGCAUUUCUGGAUCUGAAAUUUAAAUUCUGCAACAAGACAGGAAAGGCCUUAUCAUCAUAUAAUGGGAUUUUCCUUUAGAAAGGGCACAUAGUCCCUUUAGGAACUAUUUGAAAGUCCCAACUCUCAUCUUGAAGUCACUGUCUUAUUUACAAAAGGCUUCUUAAAUGGUUAUGCUUCUGAGCUCCAUGGCGGGGUUAUUCAACGGGUGUGCCAGUUCUUCACACAAGCUCAGCUCACUGACCUGUCCAGUUAACAGAUCACUGCUUCAUGUUGUUUAUUUUUAAUUAUUUUAAUUUAAAUACAUUCUUCAGUAGAAAUAGUUCACAAAAACAUUUGCUUGAUCUUAAAUAUACAAUUCCAAGUAGUUUAUAUCAUGUAUCAAACCAGAUUUUAUACUAAAACCGUCACAUUUUAAAUUCUGUACAUAACAGUAAGUGCACUAGUCAGACGUAUGAAAUGUCAUUUAGAUCACAUUUAGAUCAAACACUAAAGUUGGAGCCCAAGACAAGUAUUGAAGUUUUCCACUUAAGAGUACCGAAGGUCUUAUGUCAAGCAAACAGGUGUUCCUGAUGUACCAAAAUACAAGAUACAGUUUAUUUUCACGCCUCCCAGGUUCUAAAAUCCUGUGUUUUGUGCCAUACUGGCAGCUAUCCCAAUGCCAAACAUAUUCUGGGUGUAUCUGAUGUCAUUUUUCUAUUAAGACCAAGUAUCAUGUUUGUGUUUGUAAAGCAGUAAAUCUUGCUGUGAAAUCAGAUCUUGGAUGCACCUGGUUUUUUUAGCCUCACUGAGCCCCAGAAGGUUUGGGAAAAAAGCAUUUCUCAAACUCACUCUUACUCCCCAAACCCUGGAACCAGUAUUUAAUGAUGGCUUGCAAGCAUGUGAAUCUUAAACGUUUUCCAGCUAGCUUGAAAAAUAAUCACGAACUGAAUUUAU
Messenger RNA from Bubalus bubalis (water buffalo), 2022 nucleotides. RefSeq names its product chromosome 3 C17orf58 homolog (gene C3H17orf58). The transcript has 4 exons. Lineage: Eukaryota; Metazoa; Chordata; Mammalia; Artiodactyla; Bovidae. The record is from RefSeq and is a predicted model, not a curated record. Gene Ontology annotation, molecular function: protein binding. Bases 80 to 1075 code for a protein of 331 amino acids.